Chroicocephalus ridibundus (black-headed gull) is the source of this 5157-nucleotide messenger RNA. It is a transcript of the gene SH3KBP1, whose product is annotated as SH3 domain containing kinase binding protein 1. The record is from RefSeq and is a predicted model, not a curated record. NCBI's taxonomy places the organism in Eukaryota, Metazoa, Chordata, Aves, Charadriiformes, Laridae. Gene Ontology annotation, biological process: actin filament organization; cell migration. The coding region runs from base 609 to 2666 and encodes 685 amino acids. The transcript is spliced from 19 exons. Gene Ontology annotation, molecular function: protein binding.
CGCUCCCGGCGGCCCGAGGCGGCGCAGCGGCUCUGGCGCAGUCUCGCGACACUUCCCGCAGCGCUGAGCCGCGCCGCGCCGCUCGCCCCGGCAGCAGCAGCAGCAGCAGCAGCAGUCGCCCGCCGAGGGGGAGACUCAGCUGCUCCCCGCACCCUCGCCCCGACCGGCCGGCGGAGGGGGAAGACGCCCGCCCUCCGCGGCUCGGCAGCAGGCGCGCCUCCGGGCGCUCGGACUCGGCCCCGCGCUUUCUCCAGGGCUGCUCUGCCCGGCGGCAGCGGAGACCCAGGUGGCUGGUAGGGGCUGAAGGCUUGAGCCCCUUCUCUCGCCUGAUUUCUUCUUGUUUUUUUUUUAUUUUAUUUUUAUUUUUUUAAAUACAUACGACUACAUAUGCUGAGGGAAGGCGAGGUGCUGCCAGCAGGACGCGGAAUGCAGCCCGGCUGCAGCGGGUGCUGAGAGCGGCGGCCGCCGGAGGAGGGAGCGGCUCUGUCAGCAGCCUCUUCUCCUUCCCGUGGCGGCGGCUCGGGCUGUCUCUCGCCCCCUCUGCCGUGGCCAGCCGCCUCAAACUUUCAGCCUGUUUCCGCCGCCAGGCAAAGCCCAGCUCGACAUAAAUGGUGGAGGCGAUAGUGGAGUUUGACUACAAAGCUCAACAUGAUGAUGAGCUGACAAUCGCUGUAGGUGACAUAAUCACCAAUAUCAAGAAAGAUGAUGGAGGCUGGUGGGAAGGACAGCUCAAAGGCAGAAGAGGUUUGUUCCCUGACAACUUUGUAAGAGAAAUAAAGAAGGACAUGAAGAAAGAAAAUACUGCCAACAAACCACCAGAGAAGCCUAUAAAUGAAGUUUCCAAUGGAAGCCCUUUACUGUUGUCUGAGACAAUUAUUAGAACGAACAAAAAAGGAGAGAGAAACAGAAGAAGAAGAUGUCAGGUGGCUUUCAGUUAUAUGCCUCAAAAUGAAGAUGAACUGGAAUUAAAAGUUGGUGACAUCAUUGAAGUUGUGGGAGAGGUAGAAGAGGGCUGGUGGGAAGGUAUACUCAAUGGAAAGACUGGCAUGUUUCCUUCCAACUUCAUAAAAGAAUUGUCUGAUUCUGAUGAUGUUGGAAUAGCACAGGAAGAGCAAGUAAAGCCAAGAAAAUCUGCCUUUGAAGGGACAAUUCUGUACAGAGUGGCACCGGCAAAGAUUGACAGCUACAGACGCUAUAACAGCCUAAAAGAUGCUACAGGCUCUGAGAGUGAUGGUGGUGACUCUUGCAGCACAAAAUCGGAAGGAGCCAAUGGAGGCACGACAAUCCAACCCAAAAAGGUCAAGGGUGUAGGCUUUGGAGAUAUCUUCAAAGACAAACCUAUAAAGCUACGACCAAGGUCAAUAGAAGUUGAAAAUGACUUUCUCCCAGUAGAUAAGAGUGUUGGGAAGAAAUUACCUCCAGCCACAGCAACUCAGGAGCCAACAAAAAUAGAAGUGGACAGCAGAACAAAAACCAAGGAGUACUGCAAAGUGAUCUUCCCGUAUGAAGCACAGAAUGAUGAUGAACUCACAAUCCGAGAAGGUGAUGUCGUCACACUUAUCAGUAAGGAUUGCAUUGAUGUGGGUUGGUGGGAAGGAGAACUCAAUGGCAGACGAGGUGUGUUUCCUGAUAAUUUUGUCAAGCUUCUUCCUUCUGAUUUUGAAAAAGAGAGACCCAAGAAACCACCACCUCCAUCAGCUCCUGUCAUCAAACAAGGAUCAGGUACCACAGAUCGAAAGCUUGAAAUCAAAAAGGUGCCUCCUGAAAGGCCAGAAUGUCUUCCUAAUCGAACAGAAGAAAAAGAAAGAUCAGAGAGAGAGCAAAAACAGUUAGACUUGCAGAAGCCUUCAGUUCCUGCUAUACCUCCGAAGAAACCUCGGCCACCCAAAGCAAAUUCUGUGAAUAGACCUGGUACCUUGCCCCCGAGACGACCAGAAAGACCAGUUGUGCCUGUGACUCAUACAAGGAGUGAUAGUCCGAAAGUGGAAUUAGUGGGCAGUACAGUGUCCGGCACUCUAGAGAAAGACUCCUCUGAAAGAAGCAAUGACAUCGACUUGGAAGGUUUUGACUCUGUAAUACCAAUUGCUGAGAAGCUUAAUCAUCCAACUACAACCAGACCAAAAGCUACUGGCAGGCGACCACCCUCCCAGUCUCUCACGUCUUCGUCCCUUUCAAGCCCUGAUUUCUUUGACUCACCAAGUCCUGAAGAAGAGAAGGAAGAACAUGUUUCCAUUACCCACAAAACUAUUGACGUGUCAAGGAAAUCGAGAACUGUUACAAUAUCACAAGUGUCUGAUAAUAAAACUUCCUUGCCUCCAAAACCAGGAGGUUUGGCUAGUGGCAGCAAUGUACAACCAUCACUAUCCCCUUCACCAUCGCCUGGAUUUCACUCAAUUGCUAUGGGAACAACAGGCCACAGGUCAAAUUCCCCAUCCCUGUUUGGUACUGAAGGAAAGCCAAAGACUGAGCACUUGAGCCAAGGUCAGACUACCCUGGAAGAGCUGAGAACACAAAUUAAGGAGCUAAGAACCAUAAUUGAAACCAUGAAAGACCAGCAAAAAAAAGAGAUUAAACAGUUGCUGUCUGAGUUGGAUGAAGAAAAGAAGAUCCGUCUACGAUUGCAGAUGGAAGUUAAUGACAUAAAGAAGGCUCUUCAAUCAAAGUGAAUACUUGAUAGGUGGAAUGUCGCAUUAUUCUUCAUGACUGAGACUCAAAUUUAUGCCCCAGCCAAAACAACUUUGUGCCAAAUGAUUUAAGAAUUGCCUCAACAUCCCUUUAUUUGAAGGAUUAGCACAACAGUUUCUGAUAGCACAACAAAAAUACCAAUGAGGACAAAAUUUCCACCUGAAGCAGUGCUGUGCGGCACUAGUUGUGACUGAAAUUGAUCUUCUUGUGCUAAAGGCUCUCUACUUCAAGAUCCUAGGUGAAAUGAAAACUCAGGCAGUUUAGUCCAUAGUGGUACUAUUUUGAUGAUAUUUUUCCAUAAAUAAAGUGUAUUUCAGAUUAUCUGUUUACAAGCUUUAUGAUUUUGACUUUGGUUUUUAAUUGUCUUUUGUCACAGAUUUUAAAAUGUUUGUACUGCAUAUAGCCAGGAAUGAAUGUUAACGUUGGGGCUGGAGGGAUUAUUUUUGCUUCAAGAUAGAACAGCCUACUUUUUGUUAUGGUUUCAAGUUUUGUUAAAUAUGCAAUUUUACGUCCCCAAACCCCUUACAAUUUAAACUUACUUUGUGUACAGUAACAUAUUUACAAGAAGGAAACAAACCAACAGACAGAAAUCUGGUCCUUGCAAUGAUUUGUGCCUUUCUUUGCCACACACUGACUGGAGCCGGUUGCAAGCCAGGUCUCCCUAAUGUAGCUACCACGACGACUCCUGUCCCCGGUGUCCGGCGGACGUCACCUUCUCAGUGUCCAGCUGCUCAGUCAGUAGAGCCAGGUUUGUGCGAGGUGGCAGGACAAAAGGGCGCAGCUGAGAGCAGCUUUGUCUUGAGCAGCUGUGGCUUUUUAGCUUUCCUGGUUUUGAUAGGCCUCUCCCUCAACUUGAAUGUUCAUCUCCGCUUGAUUUUCAUUAGAUGAUUUAAACGCCCGCCUCUGUCCCCGAUUUUGCACAGAGUGAACAGAAUAUGCAUUAUUAAAGCAAAAAUAAAUAAAAGUAAUCUAUAAAACGUGAAUAAAAAGUUGUAUUAUUUCAUGCACAAGGUUUUCUAUCGUGUGACAUUGUUUCGUUUGCUGUUUCUGUGGUAUUGUUUGCUACAUUAUCUUGUAUGCUCAUAGACUGAUACACCUUAUAGUCCUGUUUUUGCAGCAGGACUUUCUUUUCAUAAUUUUAUUGAACUGAUGCUUACUUCAUUUCCUCUGGUUUCUCUGUUUACUUUCAUCCUUUCAAAAUAAGGUCUCUCGUUUUUCCGGUUGUAGUUUAGUGUGUUCUUUACUAGCCACAGAGUAUCUCAUACCUUGUCAGCAAUCUCUGUUAAAGCAUUUAAAUGAUGGAUAUUUGCACAGCGUGGAGUGAGUGGGUGCGUGAUAUUGGUGAUGCUUCAGAGUGUCAAAAAAAAACCCACACAAAGGAUCUAUUUGUCAUCUCAUCAAACGCUAGAGCUGGCUCCAGCCAGCAUAUCCUGUAUCACAGCUAACCACCCUGCCUGCCAGGAGCUGGAUGAGACGUAGCGUUCACUUGGCUUGUCACGUUCACACAUGGUUGGCAGAGUUCACAUAAUCUUUUUUGAUAUGCACAGAUAUAUAAAAUACACACUCCACCAUACCCGAGUCUUGCUUUAUGGGUCUCAACUGGCAAUACAGAACCUCACUGUUGGGAUGGUUUCCUCUACCAAAGCAUCUGCUUCUAUUGUAACAGCCGUGUCUGAGAUUGAAAGAUCGGAUAGUGAAACUUGAGAAUUUUUCUAAAAGUCCCGAUACACUGCUCAAUGUACUCAAACAGAAGCACUAAUAAAAUAUUUUAUCACUGAAAUGCUCUUAUUUAACAUUUCUAAGUAACUGCAUUGAAAUAUUUUUGUACAAAGAAUGAUAGUACCACCAUAGCUUGCCAGCAAUAAAGAUUUCUAGAUUACUUCCAUGUUUUUUGUGAAGUUAGUGGAAGAGUUAGGAGAACAGGAGGAAAUGAGGGAUAAGGAAUAAGAAUCUCUGUAGGUUUGUAGUCAUACCUUUGCAACAUGUAUCCAGAAAUGAACAGCUCUGUCCUCCCAAUUGCAUCCCUGGAAACAGAUUAACUAUUGUAUCUGUGGGAAAUAAAGUAUUGAUUCCCGAGUUGUACCUCAGAAAUAUGAGACAUCACAGAAAUGUUCCCAUUUUUUGGAAAUGAAAGUCUAAAUUUGGCAGAGUUUCCUUAUAUCAGAUUGCAUUCUUUUUUUUUCUCCUGUUGAGAUGAUAACUUGUCAUUUUAUAAAUCCAAGUUAGAAGUCCAACAUACCAUGCCUCGUAAAAGAAGGUUAAAGAAGGUUUUGUGAAAAAGCUUUGUUUCGAAAGUUGAUUAUUCUGGGAGAAGAGAGUUUGUAGAAAUAUAAGCUCUUCUUACUGCAUUUCAUUAUAAUAACAGAAAGUAUUUCACAUAACACAUGGAUUUUCCUCUUUUUAAAGAGGAUCAAUUAUGCAUUAAACCUGUGGAUAUAAACUGCUGCUUUUAAAAAUGUUUGGGUUUAUAUU